AGUUGAACAAACCACGUACCACCUGGCGAAAAAGCUCCGAUCGAAAUGGACAAAUCAUCCGCCGCCGCAGCCGCCGCAGCAAUGCCGGGCAGGAGGGUUCAGCCACUGGCCAGGCGGACCCCACAGCUGUUCUCACUCUCUGAUGAUCAUGCCAUGGUGAAGAAGAUUCAUGACACUCAUAACCCAGGGGAUGACCGUGACGUGGACGUCCACAUCAUUCUCCAAGUCAUAGAGGAGAUCUUUCAGCUGGCUUACCCCGCCGCCACCAAUGGUGCUCCUCAGGGCUCCCAUUCACCUACCAUCCAAGGAACUCAGCUAGAGGAGAAAGCUGCACUUGCGGUGGAUGGAAUUCUUGAAGGAUUGUCGUUUAUCACCCACAAAGUCUCCUGCGAGCUGUCAUGCCGGUGCUCCGGAGGAGGGGACAACAACACAGCAACAAUGGCGAUACUGAACAUGCUCUCCCACUACCAAUGGGACGCCAAGGUGGUGCUAUGCCUGGCCGCGUUCGCCAUCACCUACGGCGAGUUCUGGCUGGUGGCUCAGCUCUUCCCCACCCACCCCCUCGCCAAGUCCGUCUCCAUCCUCAAACAGGUGCCGGACAUCGUGGAGCACGAGGCCGCGCUCAAGUCCCGCUUCGACGCCAUCAACAACGUCAUCAUGGCCGUCAUGGACGUCACCAGGCGCAUCAUGGAUUUCAAGAAGCUACCGCCGCUGUACAUCUCCGAAGACCAGCCGCCGCUCUCCGUCGCCAAAACUCACAUUCCCACGGCGGUGUAUUGGACCAUCAAGAGUAUUGUCGCUUGCUCAGCCCAGCUCACUAGCCUUCUUGGCAUCAAUUAUGAGAGAUUGCUCGCUACAACUAUGGAGACAUGGGAAAUCACGAGUACGACUCACAAGCUGGUUAACAUUAGUGACCACCUUAAGGAACAAUUGGCCAUUUGCCAUCAACAUAUUGAUGAGAAAAUGCACAUCGAAUAUUACAAAAUGCUUGUGCACCUCUUUGAGAUAAGCCAUUUCGACAAUAUGAAGAUCCUCAAAGCCUUGAUCUACAACAAAGAUGACAUACUUCCUCUUGAGGUUGGAACUACUCACACCAGGGCAAGCAUGGAAGUGUUGAGGAGGAAGACAGUAUUGCUUUUACUAAGUGAUCUAGACGUGUCGCCCGAAGAAUUGAGUACGCUAGCUAGUAUGUACGAGGAAGCGAAGACAAAACCAGAGCUCCAGUACGAAAUCGUGUGGUUGCCGAUUCUCGAGAGAACGAAUGGGGGGUGGAACAAGGAAAUGGAUGCAAAGUUCAAGGAGCUUCAGGCUAUGAUGCCGUGGUACACCGUGCACCACCCUGCCCUCGUGGAACCAGCGGUGGUCAAGUUCGUCAAGGAAAAAUGGCGUUUCGUGAAGAAGAUGGUGCUGGUGACUCUGGAUCCAAUUCAAGGCAAAGUUGCAUCCCAGAAUGCCCUUCACAUGAUAUGGAUUUGGGGAAACCUGUCAUAUCCAUUCACCACUGCCAAAGAGGAAUCCAUGUGGUCCAUUGAGACUUGGAGGGUUGAGCUUAUUGUUGAUGGACUUGAUCAAACUGCAGUUGAUUGGGCGGAGCAGGAGAAGUACGUAUGUUUGUACGGAGGAGAUAACAUAGAGUGGAUAAGAGGAUUCACCCAACUGAUGAAUGGCGUGGCACAACAAGCGGGGAUUGAUUUGUACAUGGUGUACGUGGGGAAGAGCAAUUCCAAAGAGCGCGUGAGGAAGAUCACUGACACAAUAAUGAAAGAAGAGCUAAGCAACUGUUGGCCCGAGCCAUACUCGGUCUGGCACUUCUGGACUCGCAUACACAGCAUGCUCUACUCCAAACUUCAUAUUGGCAACAAGCAUGGAACCGACACGAUCGCGUCAGAAGUGAUGACACUGAUGGGGUACGAUGGGAGUGACCAGGGCUGGGCUCUCAUGAGCCGGGGCCCGUUCCAAAUGGCGCGAGCCAAGAGCGAGGUCCUCCUCGUCACGCUCAACAAGUACCCGGAGUGGGAGCCUGAGGCGAAGCAGAAUGGGUUCAUUGAGACCAUCACAAGCUAUUUCUCCAAGCUCCACACCCCGCAGCACUGCAAUAAGCUCAUACUGCCCGGGAUCGCUGGCGAGAUCCCGGACGUGAUGGUCUGCGCUGACUGCGGUCGCUAUAUGGAGAAGUUGUUCAUGUACCGCUGCUGCCCUAAUUAACUGAUCCUACAUGAGCCCGGACAAACAUGCACGCAGGAUUGCAUGUGUUUAUCAAUUUUAUUUGGUAAUGAUUUCUUUAGGCCAGUAUGUCUAGCUUGUUUUCAAGCUAAGCUUGCCUCAAAGAUGUGUGUCAGUUGUGUUGUUUGUGAUCUUUGUAAGCUCAAAAGUGUGUGUGAGCUAUGUAUUAUAUACACAUGUCUUGCUAGGUAGGGUUCCUUGUUGGUUGAGCUCUCUAGAUAGCUAGACAAGUACUAGAUGGAUGCAUAUUGUGUUUUGUAUCUCUGUGUUCUAAAUAUAAUGAAUCAAUUUGGAAGGGCUAUAAUUCAGGUGUAACAAAAAAGUUUAGAUGAGAUUGGAAAAUUUAAUAUCAGAUAUGUUAGGUGUCCC
This is a messenger RNA of Cuscuta europaea, 2592 nucleotides long. NCBI's taxonomy places the organism in Eukaryota, Viridiplantae, Streptophyta, Magnoliopsida, Solanales, Convolvulaceae. The record is from the annotation of a GenBank genome assembly.